AAUGUCAAUGUGACAAUUGACAUGCAAAUUCAAAAUAGUUUGGAUUGAAUUGAUUCAUUUCAUUUUCAUAAUCAUUUCAUUUCGUCCAUCGACCUUUAGAAUGACCUCAAGGUUGAAUAGUCAAUAGGAAAUUAAAUGCGCAUGCGUUAGUAGAAUUCCGUCAAACAGUGUUUGGCGCGCUGAUAAUACGAGGUAGCUUGAUCACGAUGAAAUUACUUCUCUCAUCAUUAGUCGUUCGCCAGUUAUCGUACGUUUCCCACGUUACGUUCCUCAGUGCGUUUCUUGCUUCGUGUUGAAAUGUCGUGUGAUUAUUUGAUAAACAAUAAGGAAAUGGCUCGACAGAAUGGUAUUGUACAACCUUUGCUAACUGAUUUAUAUCAAAUAACUAUGGCUUAUGCAUAUUGGAAAUCAGGAAAAGUAGAUGAUACUGCUGUCUUCGAUUUAUUUUUCCGCACUAACCCAUUUCAAGGAGAAUUCACAAUUUUUGCUGGACUCGAGGAAUGUCUGAAGUUCUUGGAAAAUUUUCAUUAUUCUGACAGUGACAUUGAAUAUUUAGUUCAAACACUGCCACCCAAUAUUGAACCUGAAUUUUUUGAAUACCUCAAGGAUUUGACAUGCAAGGAUAUCAAAUUAAGUGCAAUUGAGGAAGGCUCUGUGGUAUUCCCAAGAGUCCCGCUAUUGAGAGUUGAAGGCCCGCUCAUAAUUACGCAAUUACUGGAGACGACCUUAUUGACUUUAGUUAACUUCGCAAGCUUGAUGGCUACAAAUGCUGCUCGAUACCGAAUGGUAGCUGGAAAGAAUGUAUCUUUGCUUGAGUUUGGGUUGAGAAGGGCGCAAGGACCAGACGGCGGCCUCUCAGCGAGCAAAUAUUCAUAUAUUGGUGGAUUUGACGGGACAAGCAACGUGCUGGCCGGCAAAAUGUUUAACAUACCCGUGAAGGGCACACACGCACACUCGUUCGUGACGUCAUUCAGCACGCUCGACGACCUGCAUACGGCCGUCCUGCUCCACGCAGAGACACAGAAGCAAUGCAACCUCCUCGAACUGGCCGUAGAGUGGCGCAGGCGACUGUCGGCCGUCAUAGACGUAUCGCCGGAAGAGGCGAGCGAUGGCGAACUGGCCGCCUUGAUAUCCUACGCCCAAGCGUUCCCCUCGGGGUUCUUGGCUCUAGUGGACACUUACGAUGUGAAGAGGUAUAAUUUUCAAGGCUUACCGUCACGACACAGACAGCAUACCAAUGGGCAUUCCGGAUACAAUAGCAACUGUGGAUCCAAUGGUCGUAGAGUUCGAAUAUCGACCAUACGUAGUACGUGUGGAUAUAGCACGGUCGAACGCACACUGAGGAGUGGUCUAUUGAACUUUUGCGCAGUAGCCCUUGCGUUGAACGACUGUGGAUACAGGGCAGUGGGUAUACGGAUAGAUAGUGGAGAUCUGGCGUACCUGUCCGUACUAGCCCGAGACACGUUCCACCAGGUCGCGGAGAAGUUCCAACUGCCCUGGUUCAACCACCUGACGAUUGUCGCCUCUAACGAUAUCAAUGAAGAGACCAUACUCAGUUUACACGAGCAAGGCCACGCGAUUGACUGUUUCGGGAUUGGAACACAUUUGGUGACUUGCCAACGUCAGCCAGCAUUGGGUUGUGUGUACAAAUUAGUAGAGAUCAACGGACAGCCACGCAUCAAACUGAGUCAAGAUGUGGGCAAAGUGACGAUUCCCGGCCAUAAAGAAGCAUACAGGUUGUUCGGUGCAGACGGACACGCAUUGAUAGAUCUACUGCAACGUUCCUCUGAGCCCGCGCCAGAAGUGGGACAGAAGGUGCUGUGCCGACAUCCCUUCCAGGAGUCCAAGAGAGCUUACGUUAUACCGAGCAAGGUGGAACAUCUAUACAAGAUAUAUUGGAAAGAAGGACGCAUAUGCACGUUUCCUAAACCAUUAGUGGAGGUGCGGGAGAGGGUGCAGUCAUCGCUGCGCACUCUACGGCAGGAUAUUAAGAGGAAUCUGAACCCUACUCCGUACAAGGUUGCAGUCAGCGAUGAUUUAUACACAUUCAUACAUGAAUUGUGGCUCCAAAACGCGCCCAUUGGAGAACUGUCAUGAAACUCAUAGGUUUAUUGGUGGGUUAUAAAUUCGUGGUGCAUUCACAUUGUAAGCCAUAUCCAAUAGGAUAUAGUAGGCUUAAUUGACAAAUACAAAUUAGGUUAAUUAUGCAUAUUAUGCAAUAACCAAUAUGCAAAUGUAAAAAAAAAUCAUAUUGCUGUUAUAUGUAAUAGUGAUGUUACUAAUUGUCGGCAAUAGAUUUUGAUAGUGGCGAUGCGACUACGAUUUCAAUUUAUGACUGAAAAGCCGAGCCGUAUCUAGGUUACAGUGGCGUGCACUUCAUAGAUGCAAAAAUGCACUGCCUACCCCAAGGACUCAAUACAAACCUAUACCACACCACCAAAUACAUAGUUGGAUUUUCCAAUUUUUACUUAUAAUGCAUACUUGUUAAAAACCUCGUGCACGCCACUGAGAUUACAUUGAUUGUUGCAUUUAGCUGUAUUAUAGCCAUGUGAGUGAAAAUACUGUACAAUCGUACACAUUAGAUUACAUAUAUAUUAUUAUAUAUGUUUAAGAUAUGUAUCAGAUUUUACAAACUGUGUUGUGUAUGAAAAAUUUUAUGAUUGAAGAAUUAUAGCAUGAUAAGGAUAGCUGAAUAGUAAUAGUUUUCUUUAUAAAAUAGUUAGCUUUUUGUUUUGAUUAGAAAUUAAAAAUUAUCCAUUUAUAAAGAAAAUCUGUGAUAGAUAUCCAAACAGAAUUAUCUACAGAAGAAGUUGCUAGUCAAAAUUAUUUAUAAUUUAUCUUCUUUAGCGUUUUAAACGUGACAUUCCUUUGGCUAUUUCAUCAUGUCUAGUUUUAGAAUAUAUUAGAAUUUUGAAGCUUAAACAUUUUAUUUACGAUACAAUUAUGUAUCGUAAUUAAAUUGGCUUAUACAUUUUAUAUACUAUGUAUUAAUUAUGUCUACUAUGUAACUUCACCGCCCUGUGGUCACAACUUCGGCCGUGGCUAGUUACCACCCUACCAACAAAGUUGGUAGGGUGGUAUGCUUCCAUCUUAGUUUGCAUCAUCACUUACCAUGAGGUGGGAUUAUAGUCAAGAUAUGUUUUUGUACACACUGCAGCUAUACAUUCAGUGUUCAGAGCGGACCUAAAGUUUGGCGUAUAUUACAGUUAGGGUUCAUUUACACGAGUGGCGACUAUACCGACGACCGCAGUCCGUGACGUCUCGGCGGCAGUCGACGGCGGUCGCAGACUGCAGUCGACUCUCACUGGCGGUCGACGGCGGUCGCCAACUGCAGUCGACUGCCGUUGGCUGCCUGCUGUCGGUAGCAGCUGCCGCUCGUGUUAAUAAACACUUAGUUAUUUAGUAUAUUUAAUUAAGUAAUUUAUUUUGUCUACAACGUAAUAACUGCACCACGUUCACAAAAUAUAAUAAUGACGAUUAAUGAAGACUUAAUAGCUUUUAAUUUUUUUAUUUUUAAUCUAUAAUAAAUUUGAAGUUUAGAUACUUAAGUAAAAAAAAAAUACUUAAGUAAAAUUAUUUUUUUUAUUUUGAAAUAUUAAUUAAGUUAACGAUAAAUAUAAUUAAUGUUACAGAAUAAAUUAAUUUAAUCUAAUAUAAUAUUUAUAUGAAUAUAUAAGCCAUAUUAAUUAGGUUUAGAUUAAGUAUUAAUGACCAUUGAAUUUUUAUUUUAUAAUAUUAUGUAGUAAUAUAAUAAUAAUUAGUAAUAACUGAGUUCUGAAGAUUUAUAAUUUAUAUAAAAGGCAUUUUAUUUUAUUAGAAAUACGUCAGAUUUAAACAUUUUUUUAUCAUGUUUUAACACUUCUAAUAUAUAAUCAAUUGUGUAACUACUACAUCGCUUUUCACUAAGAAUAAUAAAAAUAUCUGCUAGUCUUGAUAAUUUGGGAUCAAAAGAUUUAACAAUAAAAGCAAAACUAACUCAAUCAAGUGCCUAUACAGAAAUAAUAAUAAAUUAAUUGUAUGCAGUUUACAGAGUACAUUUUGUUAAGGCAGCUAGAUAUGCUUUAGAUUUUAGAGACAUACUGUUAAAAUUUACGAAACAAUGAAGGUUCUUUGAGCACGUAGUUAAUAUUAUAACUUAACUAUUAUACUUAAAUAUCCUAAUGAGUAUUUUUUUAAUCAAACUUUAUGCUUGACCAAUGUUCAUGUUUUUUUUAUUAAUAUGCAUGCCAAAGAAGCCUUCAUUCACCUUAACUUUUUGAAAAUAAAAACAUUAAUUUUGUAAAUUUCAACUUUUUAAAACACUUGUUACAUUUCAUAAGUGUAGUAUUUGUCAACAGCCUAGACUGUCAAUAGAUGAGUAUAUAAAUACAAGCCUCGGACAAGAGGGGGCAGUUGCACUUUGGUGCUACAGCAGUACGUACCACGAGGUACUUAUGUAGAUAGUGUUUAACCAACUGGAUCACCCAGAGAGUGUGUGCAAACACUACAAUAAGUAAGAAUAUUCUAUUUUUAUUACUUAUAAAAUAUAGAUAUGUAUUUUAGAAUCGCGUGCACAAAAUCUGUAUCAAUAAUAAAUUUUCUAUUUUAGUAGUAAAGAAUUAAUCGAUAAGUAAAAUUCGUUGUCCUUGUGAUUGAAACAAAAAUGCAUAAUAAAGAUAUUUAAUAUAAAUGAUGCAUAUUAAAAACAUUUAAUGAAAAUAUUUAGAUAUUAUGUAGGUACCCGUGUCUCCGUCCUUGAGAACUAUUUCCUUUUUUAUAUAACUUCGCCUAAUCUAUAGUGCGACACAAGAGUAGAAAAAAAAUGAGGGCGGUGUAGUCAGAUAUUGUUGAUCAUAUGGUAACCCUGUGUUCUGCCAUCCACUUGCAACUAUUUACAUUUAUUAAAUUUAAAAGAAUCAUCUAAAUAAAUUAUACUUAUUGUAAUUCGUCUGGUAAUUAUCUUCAUUUCCACUAUGAUUUUAAUAAUUUGAUUAAACUAUCAAUAUUAAUUGGCUCCAUUUUUAUUAACUUCUACUCUUUUAAGUCGCACUGUACCUGCGUAAAAACGCAUCAAAAUCAUUCAGUAAAACCAGAAAAAAGUGAGAACAGUGAAAAUGAAAGUGAAAAUUUAAUACCAUCACGUAAUAGAAAUUAAUAAUAAUGUAAUCGUGUAAUUAUAAAUAAUUAUAGUACAGAAAUUUACGUUUAUUAUUUUAUGUAAGUACAAUCAAGAUUUUUUAAAAUAUUCGUUUUAGUAAACCUCUACUAGUGUAUAGGACUGAUUAAAUGAAAUAUUUGUGGAUUUUUAUUACGAAAAUGUUUAACUUUAAGCAUAUUUACAAUUGUAAAUGAAACUUUUAGUUGUUUGCAAAUUCAUAUAUGUAGGUACUUAUAUGUAUUUUAAAUUACUAAAGUUUCUUAAUCCACAAUAAUAUUUAUCAGGGGUAUUUUUAGAUUUAAUGGUACACUAGGUUUCUAUAAAUAUUGUGAGUGUCUAAAUUUUAUUAAAGUAUAAAUAUAUUCAAUUAUUUAUGGCACAAAAAGUACGAAUAUUACUAAUUUUACUGUUCAAGUUGUCUAAUAACCAGCUGGCCUAUAAUGAAAUAAUAUGUAAACAUAGCACUUUUUUAGCACUCAGACACGAUAAUAAUGAAAUAAAGAAACAAACUGUACAACAAUACUUAAUAUUUAAUUUAAAUGUAUUCACGAAGUUAAUUAAAUCACAUAUAAAAUUAAAAA
Bicyclus anynana (squinting bush brown) is the source of this 5718-nucleotide messenger RNA. It is a transcript of the gene Naprt, whose product is annotated as nicotinate phosphoribosyltransferase. The record is from RefSeq and is a predicted model, not a curated record. Bases 298 to 2097 code for a protein of 599 amino acids. Lineage: Eukaryota; Metazoa; Arthropoda; Insecta; Lepidoptera; Nymphalidae. Gene Ontology annotation, molecular function: nicotinate phosphoribosyltransferase activity. The transcript has 11 exons. Gene Ontology annotation, biological process: NAD+ biosynthetic process.